Molecule: messenger RNA, 1671 nt
Organism: Tachysurus fulvidraco (yellow catfish)
Lineage: Eukaryota; Metazoa; Chordata; Actinopteri; Siluriformes; Bagridae
Gene: slc35f2l
Product: info solute carrier family 35 member F2, like
Exons: 8
Coding region: 73-1242 (389 amino acids)
Biological process (GO): transmembrane transport
Cellular component (GO): membrane
Molecular function (GO): transmembrane transporter activity
Source: RefSeq, a predicted model, not a curated record
AUUGUGUUCUUCUUGGACACGUCGGCUGACGGUUCACUUCAGAGCAGGAGUGAGAACAGCAGAGAAGCAAAGAUGAGUCAUGACCAACAUGAAUCAGUCUGCCAAAAGAUUUCAAGGGAACUCAGGCAAUUCAAAUGGAGGGAAAUAUUCACAUGGAAUCUCCUGAAAAUGCUGGCCAUGGGCCAGGGUCUCUCAGCACUGAUUUGUGGGACUGCAGUCACCUCUCAAUACCUGGCCACAGAAUUUAACCUGGACGUACCGAUGCUCCAGAGCUGCAUCAAUUACACACUUCUAUGCCUCACCUACACUACUGCACUGUGUUUUAGAAAAGGCAAUAAAAACAUUCUGCAGAUCUUAAGGACAAAAUGGUGGAAAUAUGCAUUGUUGGGGCUGGCAGAUGUGGAGGCAAAUUAUGCAGUGUUGAAGGCUUACCAGUACACCACACUAACCAGCAUACAGCUUUUGGACUGCUUUGUUCUCCCAGUGCUUCUGGUCUUGUCCUGGGUCUUCCUGAAGGCACGCUACAGAAUCAUUCACUAUGUAGCUGUGUGUGUGUGUCUGGCUGGUGUAGGAGCCAUGGUUGGAGCAGACCUAGUCUCAGGCAGAGACCAAGGAUCAAGCAGUAACAUCCUGCUGGGAGAUGGUCUGGUUAUCAUCAGCGCCACUCUGUAUGCAGUCUCCAACCUGUGUCAGGAGUACAUUGUAAAGAACGGGAGCCGGGUGGAGUUUCUAGGGAUGGUUGGCCUCUUCGGGACACUAAUAAGCGGAAUACAGCUAGGUAUUUUAGAACAUACAAAGGUGGCAAAUAUAUACUGGACGUGGCAAAUUGCUUUGCUCCUGUGUGGUUUUGCUAUGUGUAUGUAUACACUGUACAGCUGCAUGCCUGUGGUGAUCAACAUGUCCAGCGCCACAACAGUCAACCUCUCUCUGCUCACAGCUGAUCUCUUCAGCCUCUUCUGUGGCCUUUUCCUUUUCCAGUACACUUUCUCAGGGCUUUACGUUGUGUCUUUAAUGGUGAUCAUGCUGGGUUUCAUAAUGUUUAACACCGUCCCUGCACCAAACCAAACUCCUGAACCAGCUUCUGAGGAGGAAGGACAUGACAACCAGGCUGCUGACACCGAUGAUGAGAGGCAAGUGGGCUGUGAAUUUGAGAUUCAAGAGAAAAGCCAGACUGAUUCCAGUGGAAAGAGUCAUCCAGCUGAAAAUGGACACGGAUGGGUUUUAAGCAGUGUUAAAAUGUAAGCUCAGAAACUUCAGGUCAACAUUGCGUGUAGAUUUAUUGUAGACCGAUGAAGACAUUAUGCUGACUGUAACUUACUUUUCAAAAUAUAAAAUUUAUUGCCUAUACUUGAAUGACAGAUGGAUUUAGGUCACAGUUGGGAAUCAAAUUAUUGUUUUAUUUCAUAUCUAAAAAUGUCAGCUGUCACUCUCUUUAUGUUUUGGAUAUUGAACAAGAUUAACUAGAAAUGUGGCAAUAUAUAUUAUAGACUAUAAAAAAAUCUAAUGCUGUAAAUAAAUCUAAUUCAAAUUACGCAUAAAAUCUCUAAAUGUAUUUAUUUAUUAUAGAAGUGCUGUGCUGUUUUUUCUAAUUUACAGAAAGAUAAUUAUAGGCAAUAAAUAAUAUAUGAUGAGACAUUAAUGUGGACAUAAAAACAAUAUUAUUCAUCACUC